Molecule: messenger RNA, 1653 nt
Organism: Aspergillus versicolor CBS 583.65
Lineage: Eukaryota; Fungi; Ascomycota; Eurotiomycetes; Eurotiales; Aspergillaceae
Product: isoaspartyl peptidase/L-asparaginase
Exons: 1
Coding region: 186-1607 (473 amino acids)
Molecular function (GO): hydrolase activity
Source: RefSeq, a predicted model, not a curated record
GGGGGUUCCAUUGAUUUGCCGCUGACACAAUCUCGACGCAGCUCUUCCCGUGAUCUUCGGCCGUUCCGCAUCCGACCCUCUUCUCCAACUCCACUUUUGUAUAACAAACAACGCCGGAAAUGGUCAAUUACGCUUGAGACUCCCUCCAAGCGUACUCCCCAGCUGAUUCGGCAAACAAACAAACAAUGACGUCUUCACCAACAUUCAAGCCUGCGCUCAUCCUCCACGGCGGUGCAGGCGCCAUCCACCGCUCCACUCUCCCUCCAGAUCUCUACGCGAAAUACCACUCUUCUCUGCUUUCCUACCUUCGCUCUACCAAAAGGCUCCUCGAAGAUGGCGCGCAUGCUAUCGAUGCAGCCGUUCACGCCGUCUCGCUUAUGGAAGACGAUGAACUCUUCAACUGCGGCCGCGGCAGCGUCUUCACCUCCGCGGGGACAAUCGAAAUGGAAGCCUCGGUUAUGGUUACAUCGGCGAGAAGUGAAAACAGUGUUACGAAUAACAGCGAUUCCAUGAAGCGGGGUGCCGGCGUUAUCUGUGUUCGGAACGUGCGGCAUCCUAUACAACUGGCGAAGGAGGUCCUUGUCCGCACAGGGCAAGAUGAGAAUGGGAACCCGGUUCCUGGUGAUGAUGAAGGCCAGGACAACGGCAGUAUGCAUUCGCAGCUUUCUGGUCCGUAUGUGGAGGAACUUGCCCGCGGUUGGGGGCUUGAGUUUAAGCCUGAUGAAUGGUUUUGGACGCAGAAGCGGUGGGAUGAGCAUCAAAGGGGAUUGCGCAAGCCGAAUUGCGAAUAUACGUCUGGGCCCGGGCUGGGAUUGGGACAUGGCUACCCUAGUCAAGGUACGGUUGGCUGCGUUUGUCUCGAUCAAUGGGGUGAUUUAGCUGUUGCGACCAGUACGGGCGGGUUAACGAAUAAGUUUCCUGGCCGGGUGGGUGACACGCCUACGCUCGGAGCGGGCUUUUGGGCUGAAGCCUGGGACGUUGAAGGUCGUAAUUCCACGGGACAGCUUGAGGACAUGCGGUAUCAUCCGCAAAUGGCGCAGCCUCCAUUUCGCACUUCGGGUUCAUCGAAGUCUAUCUGGGAUAUGACCCUUGUAGACUGUAUGCCCGACCUGUCUCCCCUGUUUAGGGAUACUUUCGGAGCUGAGCCUGACACGGACAUGCGUACACGUUCGCCACCGGGAGAGCCAUUCACUGAUCGGAAGCCUAAGCCAUUGCGUCCCCGGAAGAAACGACGAGCAGCGGCCGUAUCUGGGACAGGAAAUGGAGAUUCCUUCCUCCGCACUGCCGCCGCUCGAACAACAUGCGCGAUGAUGCGGUUCUCUAAACAGACGGUCAGCCUGAGUAAAGCCAUCUCGGCCGUUGCGGGAGCGGAUGGCGAGCUGCAACGAUCCGCAGGGAGGAGAUGGGGCAAGACAGGUGAGGGGCAGGGCGGCAUUAUUGGAAUAGAGGCGGUACUUGACGAAGACACGAUAGAUGAAUCAGGCUUGCAUCGCGGCAAGGUUGCUUUCGACUUUAAUUGCGGAGGGAUGUUUCGGGCUUGGAUUGAGGAGGAUGUAGAUGGGAGGGAUAUAGAGCAUGUCAUGGUGUUUAAAGAGCCAUAUCGGUAGUUUUCUAGAUCUACCUAGUAGGAUAAAUAAAGAGCUGAGAACUUCC